AUGCAAGCUCCCGCCGAAGCAGAGAGGGAAAGUCGCAAUGGCAGCUUGGCCUACCGCAAAUGCUUGAGUGGGUGGAAGGUGGGCAAAGCCACAGCGGAGCAGCAGCGAGCCUCCCCCCUGGGCGCCGGAUCCCAGGGUGGGAGGCAGCCUUCCCGAUAUAAAGAAAGGAUCGGCACAUCGCCUCCGGGUGUCUGCAUCCAGGCUCAUAUUAAAUUUCCUAUGGACUACCCAUAUUCACCACCUACCUUCAGGUUCCUGACCAAAAUGUGGCAUCCCAACAUUUACGAGAACGGAGAUGUAUGUAUUUCAAUCCUUCACCCACCUGUAGAUGACCCUCAGAGCGGAGAGCUCCCGUCUGAACGGUGGAACCCAACCCAGAAUGUCAGGACUAUUCUACUGAGCGUAAUCUCCUUGCUUAACGAACCCAACACCUUUUCUCCAGCGAACGUGGAUGCUUCGGUCAUGUUCAGGAAAUGGAGGGACAGCAAAGGGAAAGACAAGGAAUACGCUGAGAUCAUUCGGAAACAAGUCCAGGCAACCAAGGCAGAGGCCGAAAAGGACGGUGUGAAGGUUCCCACCACGCUGGCGGAGUAUUGCAUCAAAACUAAAGUGCCUUCCAGUGACAACAGCUCAGAUUUGCUUUACGACGACUUGUACGACGACGACAUUGACGACGAGGACGAGGAGGAGGAGGAAGACGCCGACUGCUACGAUGACGACGAUUCCGGCAACGAGGAGUCGUGACCUGUCUCCCUCCGGCCCCUGUACUGCCUCACCGGUUUGGCCAGAGGGGAGCGGCAGUAGCCGAGUGACAGUUCAGCAAAAAAAAAUUAUAUAUAUAUACAUGGGGGGUGGGGAAAAAUACCAACCAAACCUGCGU
This is a messenger RNA of Gekko japonicus, 880 nucleotides long. RefSeq names its product ubiquitin conjugating enzyme E2R 2 (gene UBE2R2). Lineage: Eukaryota; Metazoa; Chordata; Lepidosauria; Squamata; Gekkonidae. The transcript is spliced from 6 exons. Gene Ontology annotation, biological process: protein polyubiquitination; ubiquitin-dependent protein catabolic process. Bases 1 to 744 code for a protein of 247 amino acids. Gene Ontology annotation, molecular function: ubiquitin conjugating enzyme activity. The record is from RefSeq and is a predicted model, not a curated record.